AUGGAUGAAAUGCAAGCCAUUCGUUAUCUGGAAUCGUUGAUCGGACAAACACUACGGGUGCACACUACAGACACGCGUAUGUUUGUAGGCACUUUCAAAUGUACAGAUGCGGAAAGGAACAUUAUCCUCGCGGGCACGUACGAAUAUCGCUUUCCCUCCCCAUCAGCCAUCAGGAAUGCUACGGCAAACACCAAUGACGAACAGGUCGAAGCGAACCCUGAGCCGAAAAAUGUCACAGUGGAUAUGACCAGUCGAUUUAUCGGUCUUGUCGUCGUUCCCGGGCAGCAUAUCACGAAAAUUGAACUCGAGGAAACGCCUCAACAGAGCCAUCUACGAGACACAUUGCGGAAGUCAUAG
This is a messenger RNA of Aspergillus lentulus, 357 nucleotides long. The record is from RefSeq and is a predicted model, not a curated record. Lineage: Eukaryota; Fungi; Ascomycota; Eurotiomycetes; Eurotiales; Aspergillaceae.